Verruconis gallopava is the source of this 1477-nucleotide messenger RNA. RefSeq lists its product as uncharacterized. Lineage: Eukaryota; Fungi; Ascomycota; Dothideomycetes; Venturiales; Sympoventuriaceae. Gene Ontology annotation, cellular component: mitochondrial small ribosomal subunit; ribosome. Bases 82 to 1284 code for a protein of 400 amino acids. The transcript has 2 exons. Gene Ontology annotation, molecular function: RNA binding; structural constituent of ribosome. Gene Ontology annotation, biological process: translation. The record is from RefSeq and is a predicted model, not a curated record.
AAAAAAAAGGCGACGAUCGGCUACGACUCUGCGGCUUUGGAAUUGCCCAUUCCCCAUCCACCGUCGUCGCCUCAUCCCGCCAUGAAGGCCAUUGACCUUCGAAAUGGCAUCAGGAGGGCCAUUCACACCGUAUACCAGCCGUCCUCGACACAAUGCCCUCGACGCAGACCUGCGACUGUAGCUCGCUUUCACGCCUCCCUGCCCGUGCGGACCUUCUCGUCAUCAAAUACACGUCGUGCCAGCGAACAGGCGCCCAAGCAAACGACGUCGAAUGCUCGCAUCUCAGAGAUAGAGUCUGGAAUCGAUGUCUCGACAAACCCCGGACUAGAGGACACGACGCCGUUCCGAGCAGCCCCCGAGAUCAACUUGGAUGGCCUUGAGGACUUCGAGGCUUCACCGCAAACAAUUUCAACGCUGUCCGCAGCGGAAAGCCGGGAAGUCUCAGCUGCCAAAGAUGUCGACUCGCCAGGCAAGCGAGCUGAACAGAGCUUUUAUCCCUCGUCAUCGCCGACCUCUCCAGACACCAGGCAGCGCGCCGGCGGAGUCAGCGCCAACAGUUUGCGCGUUGUGCCCGCCUCCCCCAGCUAUUUUACGGCGCGACCCAACUUUACCGACCACUACCUUUCCAUCACUUCGCUCUACCGACGCCACCAACUCCUGCCCACCACGAACCGGUCGGAGACGAAGAUCACUUGGCUCACACUCCCAGAAUACAGGGAGCUCAUUGGCAAUGAGCCAGUUGCCCCAGGACGCUUCCGCGACUUGAUUCGAAUGUGUGGCCGGCUAGCGGCCAUUAACCCGCAUCUGAUGCCAGACGAAGUGCACACGGUCUUGCAGAGCUUCAUGAAGGAGGAGCAGCCCAUUGUGCGUUUCAGCAAGAAGGCCGUCGUGGACGAGUGUGGGCGUGCGUAUGGGUUGGGCCGACGCAAGGCCGCUACGGCGCGUGCCUGGAUCGUCAGGGGAAAGGGCGAGGUGCUGGUCAACGGCAAGAGCCUAAGUCAGUACUUCAGCAGACUGCACCAACGCGAAAGCGCCCUCUACGCGCUGAGCGUGACGGAUCGUGUGGGGGACUACAACGUCUUUGCCAUCGUCGAGGGGGGUGGUACGACGGGUCAGGCGGAAGCAUUGACGCUCGCGGUUGCAAAGGCUCUCAUCGUGUACGAGCCUGCGUUGAAAAUGAGGUUGAAGUCUGCUGGCUGUCUCACGCGCGACCGUCGUAGAGUAGAGAGGAAGAAGCCCGGUCACCUCAAGGCAAGGAAGAAGCCUGCUUGGGUCAAGCGUUAAGGAGACUACAAAGGACAACUCGUCUGGACUCUCGACUUGCACACACGUGUUUUUGUGUAUAUUAUGUACUAAAAACUAUAUCCUGCAUAGCAUGGUGGAAUUGGCCCGCGAUGUCGUACCGCGUCAGAUAGGAUCAAGUUAUACAAUCCUCUUUACUGAUUACUUCAAAUGGAAGCGCGUAGGCAUAUCAACA